Molecule: messenger RNA, 1669 nt
Organism: Camelina sativa (false flax)
Lineage: Eukaryota; Viridiplantae; Streptophyta; Magnoliopsida; Brassicales; Brassicaceae
Product: phosphatidylserine decarboxylase proenzyme 1, mitochondrial
Biological process (GO): phosphatidylethanolamine biosynthetic process
Cellular component (GO): mitochondrion
Molecular function (GO): phosphatidylserine decarboxylase activity
Source: RefSeq, a predicted model, not a curated record
CAGCAGGAACCCUAAAAACCCCUCUCAGAGUCAGAGCAAAAGGGCCACCGGAAAUAACCGCCAUGAGACCUCGAUUUACUCAUAAUGUCUAUCUGUUGGCUCGCUAUACUCAUCUCCGCCGCUUCCACCAUACUCAUCGCCGAACCUUCAGCUCUUUCCUCAACAAUAUCCGUUCAAAUAACUUCGGCGCUCGCGCCACUCCUCUCGGAGGCAGCAGCAGCGGUGGAGGCGGAACCGGAGAUUCCAAAGGCAAUGCUUUUCUGGUGCCCGGCGCAACAAUGGCUACUAUUCUUAUGCUUGGAGCUCUUCAUGCUAGACGGCUCUAUGAAGACAAGAAGAUCGAAGAGAAACGGGAAAAAGGAAUAGAACUUGAGUUCCACCAAGAUGUUAAGGCCUCGUUUCUUGGAAUUCUACCUCUGCGAUCAAUCUCAAGAGCUUGGGGCUCCUUUAUGAGUCUGGAAAUUCCGGUCUGGAUGCGUCCUCAUGCUUAUAAAGCCUGGGCUCGAGCUUUCCAUUCAAAUCUUGAAGAAGCAGCUCGGCCUCUUGAAGAAUAUGUUUCGCUACAGGAUUUUUUUGUUCGUAGCUUGAAAGAAGGUUGCAGGCCUAUCGACCCCGAUCCUUGUUGUCUGGUUAGUCCUGUGGAUGGCACCGUUCUAAGGUUUGGGGAGCUAAAAGGAAGUAGAGGGAUGAUCGAGCAAGUCAAAGGACAUUCUUACUCUGUUCCGGCUCUUCUAGGAAACAACUCUCUGCUUCCCAUGGAACCUGAAGGUAAGAAUGAGUCCGAGGAAGAAGCUGUUGGAGAUAAGAGCGACAAUUCUUGGUUGAGAGUCUCUUUGGCAUCUCCGAAGCUACGGGAGAACAUCUCAGCUAGUCCAAUGAAGGGGCUCUAUUAUUGUGUAAUAUACCUAAAACCAGGGGACUAUCAUCGAAUACACUCUCCGGUUGACUGGAAUGUAAUGGUUCGUCGACACUUUGCAGGCCGGUUGUUUCCCGUGAACGAGCGUGCUACAAGAACGAUAAGGAAUCUCUAUGUCGAAAAUGAAAGGGUUGUGCUUGAAGGGAAAUGGAAAGAAGGCUUUAUGGCACUUGCUGCCGUUGGUGCGACCAACAUUGGAUCCAUUGAGCUUUUCAUUGAACCUGAUCUAAGAACAAACAAGCCAAAGAAGAAGCUGUUUCCUACAGAGCCACCAGAGGAGCGAGUGUAUGAUCCAGAAGGUCAUGGCUUAAAGCUCGAGAAAGGGAAAGAGGUUGGUGUAUUCAACAUGGGAUCGACCGUGGUGCUUGUUUUCCAAGCACCGACUGCAAACUCACCUGAGGAUUCAAGCAGUUCUUCAGAUUACAGAUUCUGUGUCAAACAAGGAGACAGAGUCCGCGUUGGACAAGCAUUGGGAAGGUGGAAAGCAGAAUGACUAGAGUAACGUUAUGCACUAACAACAUACCACACACUGUUGGUUUUUUUGUUCUUUUAGGUUUUGCAUAUUAUGCACAAUCACGAUCUGAUCAAAUUAUAAAUCAAUUCCAAAAAGUGUUUAUGCUCCUCUCUACUUUGAGGCUACUAAUGAACAGCUUUUGUAAAUUGCCGUAGUCGGACAACCAGAUCUACUGUUUUGUAGUGUUCUGAAACUAUGAACAAAUUGGUUAUUUAAGCAUGUCAUUAACAUUUCAUUUA